AUCGUCAGUCUCUCUGCCUCACUGGAGCAAGAAUGGCUUCAAACUUGUGGUCAGAGGAGCACUUCAACUGUCCAGUGUGUCUGGAGCUAUUGAAGGACCCAGUCACUACAGCAUGUGGACACAGUUACUGUAUGGGGUGUAUUAAGAACUGCUGGGAUCAGACUGAUCAUACAGGUGUCUACAGCUGCCCCCAGUGCAGAGAGACCUUUACCCCAAGGCCUGUUCUGCGCAGAAACACUGUGCUGGCUGAAGUUGUGGAGAAAUUAAAGAAGACAGGACUCAAUCCUCCUCCUGCUCAAAGUUAUGCUGGACCUGGAGAUGUGCCGUGUGAUGUCUGCACUGGGAGAAAGUUCAAAGCUGUGAAAUCCUGUUUGACGUGCCUGGCCUCUUACUGUGAAACACACGUCAAGCCACACUAUGAGGGGGCUGCUUUCAAGAGGCACAAGCUGAUCAAUGCAAUUGGAAAUCUGGAGCAGAAGCUUUGUGAUGAACACCAACGAUUAUGUGAGGUCUUCUGCAGAACCGAUCAGACGUGUAUUUGCUUGUUGUGUACACAAAUUGAACACAAGAGCCAUGAUACAGUCUCAGCUGAGAAAGAAAGGAGUGUGAAACAGAAGCAGCUGGGAGAGACACAGACAGAAAUACAACAGAGAAUCCAGGAGAGACUGAAAGAAAUUAAGGAGCUGAAACAGGCUGUGGAGACACUGAAAAGAUCUGCAUGCAUGGAAAUAAAGGAAAGUGAGAAGAUCUUUACUGAGCUGAUCCGAUCCAUUGAGAAGAUCCACACUGAGGUUAUUGAGCUGAUUGGAGCUAACGAGAAGGCUGCAGUGAAUCAGGCUGAAGGACGCAUUAAGAAACUGGAGCAGGAGAUUGCUGAGCUAAGGAGGAGAAACGCUGAGCUGAAACAGCUUUCAGAGACAGAGGAUCACAUCCAUUUUCUACAGAAUUUCCAGUCUCUCUGUGCCCCUCCUGAAGCUCGAGACUCACCCAGCGUUACUGUCAAUAGAGCCAUCUCUUUUGGAGCUGUGAGGAAAGCUGUAUCUGAACUUAAAGACCAUAUUGAGGACUUCUGCAAAGGGGAAUUAGUCAAAAUAACCAAAACAGUGAAUGAAGUUGCAGUUUACAGUCUGCAGGCUCCAGAGCCAAGGAACAGAGCUGAGUUUUUAAAAUAUUCCUGUCAGCUCACACUGGACCCCAACACAGCGCAUAGAGAGCUCUGUCUGUCUGAAGGGAACAGAAAGGUGACACGGAGGAGAGAGACCCAGAGAUAUCCUGAUCACUCAGAGAGAUUUGAUAGCUGGCCCCAAGUGCUUUGCAGAGAGGGUUUGUCUGGGACUCGCUGUUACUGGGAGAUUGAGAGGAGUGGGAGAGUGGCUUCUAUAGGAGUCACAUAUAAAGGAAUCAGCAGGAAAGGAGGGGAUGAUUCCUGUCUCCUUGGAUACAAUGACAAGUCCUGGAGUUUGGAAUGCUCUGGUUCCAGAUACACUGCCCUGCACAAUAACAAUGGCACUGAAAUAACUGCCCCCCGCUCCCCCAGAAUAGGAGUGUAUCUGGACUUUAAUGCCGGCACGCUGUCCUUUUAUGGCGUCUCUGACACAAUGACCCUCCUGCACAGAUUCCAAACCACAUUCACUGAGCCGCUCUAUCCUGGGUUUUGGCUUCGUUAUGAUUCCUCUGUAACAAUCUGCCAGCUGAACUAGGCUGUUUUGUGUUGUAAGAAACCCUUUGUAUUGAACUCCCUGUCUGUCCUCUCCACUCCUCGGGUGAAGGGAAUGUUCAAUCUGACACAACUUUGGAUGAAAGUUAGGGGGUAAAACGGCGCCACCUGCAGAGCGAAACGAGGUGAAUUAUUUGUUUUUAGCAAUGAAUGGAUUUCAUUUCUUUAAGAAUUGUUAUGUUUUAUAUAAAUUUUAGAAAAUGGCAUCCAAUAGUCAGUGCUGUAACAGUUUUAAAAAAAGUGAACUUAAGUUUGCUUUAUUGUGUGUGUGUUUUUGUUCUUUGAUUUCAAUAAAAUGUUUGUUCUGUUUAUUUUUUCAGAUUUUAGUAAUGUGAUUUAAUAA
Molecule: messenger RNA, 2060 nt
Organism: Acipenser ruthenus (sterlet)
Lineage: Eukaryota; Metazoa; Chordata; Actinopteri; Acipenseriformes; Acipenseridae
Product: tripartite motif-containing protein 16-like protein
Exons: 6
Coding region: 33-1700 (555 amino acids)
Molecular function (GO): protein binding; zinc ion binding
Source: RefSeq, a predicted model, not a curated record